Molecule: messenger RNA, 1107 nt
Organism: Lodderomyces parapsilosis
Lineage: Eukaryota; Fungi; Ascomycota; Pichiomycetes; Serinales; Debaryomycetaceae
Gene: AGE2
Product: Age2p
Exons: 1
Coding region: 1-1107 (368 amino acids)
Biological process (GO): endocytosis; endoplasmic reticulum to Golgi vesicle-mediated transport; intra-Golgi vesicle-mediated transport
Cellular component (GO): Golgi apparatus
Molecular function (GO): GTPase activator activity; sequence-specific DNA binding; metal ion binding
Source: RefSeq, a predicted model, not a curated record
AUGAGUCAUCGUACAUCUGCAUUACCCUCCUCCAAAAAAACACAUCUGGAACGUCACAAACAGAUUCUAAAGCAGUUGCUCAAAGAAGAACCAAAUCGCUCAUGUGCUGAUUGUAAAAUUAACAAAAAUCCUAGGUGGGCAUCAUGGAACCUUGGAUGUUUCAUAUGUAUCAGAUGCUCGGGUAUUCAUAGGAGUAUGGGUACUCACAUUUCAAAAGUAAAAUCAGUUGAUUUAGAUGCGUGGACCGAUGAUCAGAUUGAAAAUAUUGUUCAAUGGGGCAAUGCCAAAUGUAACGGGUUUUGGGAAGCUAAAUUACCAGAAGGUUACGUACCUGAUCAAUCAAAAAUUGAAAAUUUUAUAAGAACAAAGUAUGAUUUGAAAAAAUGGUGUUUGUCAUCAACGAUCCCAAAUCCUGCAAGCAUCAAGGGAAAGACCACCACAACUAAUGACACCACUGCAUCUUCAACAACCCAACUGAAAUUGAAUCCACCUAAACUAAAGAAAAAUCAGACCGCUCCCGCUCCAAAAUCAGACUCCUUAUUAGAUGACGAGUUUGGAUUGUUUACGUCGCAUAAAUCGUCAACAUCAACAACUAAAUCAACUCAUUCACGUGCUCCACCCGUAGCAACCAGAGUAACAUUAGGCACAUCAGCGGUAUCUACUGACUCAAAGCCCCCACAGCAAAUACAAUCGGCUCAAUCCACAGGAGGAUCAAUGUCGAGCAACUCGAGACCAGACUUGAAGAAAUCGAUUCUUUCAUUAUAUGCAUCACCAUCAGCAUCCAAUAGCUUUGUUCAGUCGCCACAACACCCAAACAAAACAAGCCCUAGUGUAAACUCUUUGUCUGAUUCAUUAGCUGGGCUUCAAUUUGCACCAUCUCAGUCUACGUCCAUCUUGAGUAAUGGUAACAAUAAUGGUGGUGCACUUUACAACAAACCGCAAGCCCAAUCCACGGGAUCAUUAAAUGCAACUCAAAAAGUUUCUGCGUCAACAUCAACGCCUUGGAACUCAGAAUGGAAUGACUCUUCUUCAUCGUCAUACACAACUCCCAAAUCGAAUCUAAAUGUCACGUUAGACGACGAUUUAUUCAAGAAUGUAUGGAGUUGA